GCGUUUUGCGUUCUAGAGAGAAACUCCGGGCUUUAGAACUACAAGUACCACGUAGCACCGCACGGCGUCCGCUUACACUUCGAUUUGUUUUGGUUGAUGUAGACUGCGCUUUGUCACGGGGAGCCAAGGUUCACUGUUGCACUUUAACCUGGUUCUUACGCGUCUUUGACCCACUACUGACCGUUGGGAAAAACGCCUCCCCCUGGCUUUGCAUUUCGCCAUCCCCACCCUUUCGGCACCACCGCCUACCUCGUAGCCCUCUUAUCGGACCCCCAGAAGCUGGCCUGCUAGUUAGCAAAUAAGCUAACGAUCGCCAGAUUUCACCCAUGUCCUCUGAAGAAGGGUUCAGUUCAGCGAUCACAGAUUGGCUUUUUAUCAAUUCCUGGUGGCUCCUUCUUCCGUUCAUCAUGCUGCUCGUUGUAGCUGCCUUUAUCGUUGCUUUUGUGUUGCUGUUAUACAUGAUAUCGCCCCUCAUUAGUCCCAAGCCGCUUAAACUGAACGGGGCCCACGUCGUGGUGACGGGAGGUUCCAGUGGGAUUGGAAAAUGCAUUGCAAUUGAGUGCUACAGGCAAGGAGCGUUCAUCACUUUGGUGGCACGAGACGAGGAUAAGUUGCUUCAGGCAAAGAAAGAAGUGGAGAAAUUUGCCAUCAAUGACAAGCAGGUGGUGCUCUGCAUCUCAGUGGAUGUUUCCAGUGAUUACAGUCAGGUGGAAAAUGUGAUAAAACAGGCUCAAGAAAAGCUAGGUCCUGUUGACAUGCUUGUGAACUGCGCUGGAACUUCAAUUUCUGCGAAGUUUGAGGAAGUCGAGGUGGAUCGCUUUAAAAAACUGAUGGAAGUGAACUACCUGGGCAGCGUUUACCCAACACGAGCCGUCAUAACCACCAUGAAGGAGCGAAGAAUGGGCCGCAUCAUGUUUGUUUCCUCCCAGGCAGGCCAGAUCGGUCUGUUCGGUUACACUGCCUACUCCCCGUCUAAGUUUGCCCUGCGAGGCCUUGCUGAGUCGCUGCAGAUGGAGAUAAAGCCCUACAAUAUCUACGUGACUGUGGCAUACCCCCCUGACACAGACACUCCAGGACUGGCCGAAGAGAACAAGACAAAGCCUCUAGAGACCAAAUUAAUCUCUGAAACCUCUGGAGUUUGUCAACCAGACCAAGUGGCCAAAAUUGUCGUCAGGGAUGCAGUGCAGGGGAACUUCAACAGCUCUGUUGGCCCAGAUGGUUACAUGCUAUCAGCACUCACCUGUGGAAUGUCACCUGUCACCUCCAUCACAGAAGGUCUCCAGCAGAUCGUCACCAUGGGAUUGUUUCGGACCAUCGCGCUCUUCUACCUGGGGAGCUUUGACAGCAUCGUGCGCCGCUGCAUGAUUCAAAGGGAGCAGUCGAAAGCAGCUGAUAAGAGGGAGUAACAGCAGCCUUACCUUCACCACACCCCAAUGCCCCCACCCCCUUUCCCACUGCCCUCCCAGCCAAUUCCUUCCUCCAGCUGUACAAGUACACAACCGUAGAUCGGGGGUGGGCAGGGGGAGGCCAUGUCACAUGCAUUUCUGAUGUCAACUUAAGCGCAGAUGGGGAUGGAAGAAAGUGGCAGAUGUUUACUUGUUGCCUGUCCAGUGACUUAUGUACUCCAUAGAAUUUAUAGCCAUUUUGAUUUUUUUCCAGUGACUUCAGUUUAACGUGUCCACCUGCUUCUUUUUGUGGAAGCAGCCUUAUUUUAGAAGAACGAGAGUCGACUAAACAUCUCGCAGCCUGGUUUUAAAGUAUGCAGGCUUCCCUGCCUCGUGCUGUUUUUUUUUUGUUCUCAGAGGGGAACAGCACCCUGUCUAACCGGUUGUGCCAAAUAUGGCCUAAUUUUUUUUUUAUUUUCCUUCAAACUAAAAGCUAUGGUUUAAAAAAGAGUGGUUACUAUCACAGAUUUCCACCUUUUCGAGAGUUUCUACAGUUUUCACGAUAUAAGCCCCUUCUUCCCCACCUUGUUCAUACUACAAGUCUUUGCAGGCAAAGCGCCUUCCUUUUCUUUUCUUUCUUCUUUUUUUCCUUUUCUUUCUUUCUUUCUUUCUUUCUUUCUUUUGGACUCAAUAACCUCUGUGUUUGGAAGCGGUCGUGACCCACAGCAGUUUGUUUAUGCUGCGAGGUAUUUUUGUUUUUUUGUGCAUGUGAGAUCUGAGGUCAUACAUGAUGCGGGAGAGACCUUAUGUUUUCGUUUUUUUUUUUUUAAUACAUAAAAUCUCCAUAUAUUAAUCAUUAUAAUAAUAAUAAUAAUAAUAAUAUUCAAAAAAUGUAAACAGUGUUGUGGUAAAAGAACUGUGGCUGAACUGUGUGUGAAAGUGUGUUUGCUGUGACUGAGCCGACCCCCCCCACCCCCCUUUGUAAAAGAGUAAAGCCAUUUGAAGUUUUUGUCUCUGGAAUAAAGACAGCUAAAUGUUUUCUUCAUCAUUCCAGCUAAGUAGGAAGGGAACGCAGGUACUAUGGGUUGAAGCCAUGAAGUUGUAAGAUUGCAGGGGGUUUAAAAAAAACAAAACAAAAAAAAAACCAGCAUGUAGUUUUCUGUUUCACUCGUGCACUUGUCCAGUUUUUGUUUUAAAGUUGUUAAAGGAAGCGUACUGUUUUUACUUGCAGUUGUAAAUGUCAGUGCACAUGCUCAGCCACCCCCCAGUGGAGAUCCAUAAUCUGUCAGGUUGUGUAAAUCAGGGAAGGUUAAGACUCGCUGGUUCGAGUCAUGUCUCUGUAAGUCUAGCGAGGGCGCUGGAGAGUCAUCUUGCAUAAUGGCCAAAAUUUCAGAGGGACAAGAGUGGUAGUUGUGAGCCUCAUCCCUCUUCUUUUAUUUAUUUAUUUUUUUUUUCUUUUUCCCCACCUGCAUUGACCCUGUCAUGCACCACUGGGACCUUGAAACUCCCUAAAUUACAAAUAUCGAUUCCUCCUGAUUUCUGUCAAGUCUUGAAAAAAAAACAUAUUAUUUUCCCAUCUGACUUUAUGGUUUUUGAAUACAGAUGGAGAUAGAAGAAAACACAAUAUUGACUCUCGCAAGUCUUCCUUUGGUCCAGUCGGGGAGAAUGUACUUUAUAACAAAGCAUACAAAUCAGAACAUAGGAAUAUUAUUUUUAAAUACACCAAUAUUUGAAUGCCAAAAUGUGUUAAGACAAUUUCUUUAGGUGCAACGCAUUUAUUUGUAGUUUAUUUUCGAUGUCGCUGCUCUUUUGAUCUUAGUUUGUAAAAGCUGUGGAGCAGUGCGGGGCCCAUUCAAAGCCUUAAAACGUGACUACUGAUGAAGCAAACGCUAUGAGAGUGGACCCGUCCGCAGAACAAUGUGACUUAACUCACGUGUGGUUUACUGAAUGAUUUCUUUUUUGUGACUUAUUUGGUGUGAAAUACCAACUGUUUUUUGUGUAUUUGGUCAAUUUCUAGUGUUUCUAUAAAAAAAAAAAGUCUUACUGAAAUCCAAGAUAUGAAAGUGAGAAUGGAUGACUCAUGUUUGAUGAUGUUCUCAUUUGAUAUUGGUUAAAGGCAUACUGUCCCGCACUCAAGAGCUUUCCAUAAAUGUACAUUUACUGCUUUCAGAAGUUCUCUUUUACCUUGAGGUAGCAACACACUGUUGAUAGAACAUGUAGCUCAUGUAAAAGCAGUUUUUGUUUUCACUAACACUAUUUUAAGCUAUGCAAAUGAAGCCUCUGCUUUCAAUAUGUUUAAACAUACAGUAAAGAUUUAAGUUCUGUAAGAGUCACGCUAGUUUCUCCUGUUUAAUGGUGUCACUGUCAGAUACUUAAUGGGUUUAAAAGUAUUGAACAUAAAAGUCAUACUGCACUCUUUUUUUUUUUUCUUUGCUUUAUACUCUUUCUGCCAAAAAGCUUAACACCUUCACCUUGUGUGCCAUUGAAAGAAACCGUGAGGAGUGGAACAUUUCUUUGUCUUAUUUUCUUACAUGAUAAACUAAAUAAAUACCUGUGAGGGAAACUAAA
Molecule: messenger RNA, 3953 nt
Organism: Archocentrus centrarchus (flier cichlid)
Lineage: Eukaryota; Metazoa; Chordata; Actinopteri; Cichliformes; Cichlidae
Gene: kdsr
Product: 3-ketodihydrosphingosine reductase
Exons: 10
Coding region: 327-1406 (359 amino acids)
Biological process (GO): sphingolipid biosynthetic process
Cellular component (GO): endoplasmic reticulum membrane
Molecular function (GO): 3-dehydrosphinganine reductase activity
Source: RefSeq, a predicted model, not a curated record